Pseudopodoces humilis (Tibetan ground-tit) is the source of this 3090-nucleotide messenger RNA. NCBI's taxonomy places the organism in Eukaryota, Metazoa, Chordata, Aves, Passeriformes, Paridae. The record is from RefSeq and is a predicted model, not a curated record.
UGCCAAGGGUCAGUCAUGACCCCAAAGGGCCUGGUGAGAGGUACCAGAGAUGGGCCAGUUCCACUGGAAGAUCUUUUACCUCAGGCAGUAGACUUCCUCAAGCAGUACUACAGUUCCUUUAAAGAGCCAAAAAUCAAAGAGCAGCUGGGCCGGCUGGAAACAGUGACCAAGGAGAUAGAAACAACAGGAACCUACCACCUGACAAAGGAUGAGCUGAUCUUUGCUGCCAAGCAGGCCUGGAGGAACGCGCCCAGGUGCAUUGGAAGAAUCCAGUGGUCCAAUCUGCAGGUGUUUGAUGCACGGGACUGUAAAACAGCCAAGGAAAUGUUUGAGCAUAUCUGUCGUCAUAUUCAGUAUGCCACAAAUAAUGGCAAUAUAAGGUCAGCCAUCACGGUGUUCCCGCAGAGGACGGACGGGCAGCACGAUUUCCGUGUGUGGAACAGCCAGCUGAUCCGCUACGCUGGCUACCAAAUGCCAGAUGGCUCUGUCCUUGGAGACCCUGCCACUGUGGAGUUCACUCAGUUGUGCACUGAGCUUGGGUGGAAGCCGAAAUAUGGCCGCUUUGAUGUACUUCCACUUGUUCUCCAAGCAAAUGGCCGAGACCCAGAAAUAUUUGAAUUACCUCCAGAAAUUGUCCUCCAAGUGCCAAUGGAGCAUCCAAAGUACGAGUGGUUUAGGGAGCUGGACCUGAAGUGGUAUGCACUGCCUGCUGUGGCCAGCAUGCUGCUGGAGGUGGGAGGGCUGGAGUUCACCGCCUGUCCCUUCAAUGGCUGGUACAUGGGGACAGAGAUUGGAGUGCGGGACUUUUGUGAUGCUCAGCGCUACAACAUCCUGAAGGAGGUGGGGAGGAGAAUGGGACUGGAAACAAACAAACUCUCAUCAUUAUGGAAGGACCGAGCUGUUGUAGAGAUCAAUGUGGCUGUGCUUCACAGCUUCCAGAAACAGAAUGUAACCAUCAUGGAUCACCACUCGGCCGCCGAGUCCUUCCUGAAGUACAUGCAGAGCGAGUACCGUGCGCGGGGCGGCUGCCCGGCAGACUGGGUGUGGAUUGUGCCUCCCAUGUCAGGCAGCAUAACCCCUGUGUUUCACCAAGAGAUGCUGAACUAUGUCCUCACUCCCUUCUAUUACUACCAGGUGGAUGCAUGGAAAACACAUGUGUGGCAUGAUGAGACCCGCAGGCCAAGGAAAAAAGAAAUAAGGUUUAGCAUCUUGGCAAAGGCUGUGCUCUUUGCAUCCUCACUCAUGCAAGGAGCAGUGGCCACCAGGGCCAAGGUCACUGUGAUCUAUGCCACAGAGACGGGCAAGUCAGAGACGCUCGCCAAUAACCUGUGCAGCCUGUUCAGCUGUGCCUUCAGCACUAAGAUUCUGUGCAUGGAUGAGUACAAUAUUUGUGACCUGGAAAAAGAAACACUUCUUUUAGUGGUUACUAGCACUUUUGGAAAUGGAGAUUCUCCAGGUAACGGAAAGACCUUGAAGGACUCCUUGCUCAGACUGAAAGUGCUGAGAAAUAAAAUUAGAUAUGCUGUGUUUGGUCUGGGAUCCAGCAUGUACCCAGAGUUCUGUGCCUUUGCUCAUGCCAUUGACCAAAAACUGGCCCAACUUGGGGCUUCCCAGCUCACUCCAGUGGGUGAAGGGGAUGAACUCAAUGGGCAAGAAGAAGCUUUCCGUAGCUGGGCAAUCAGUGCUUUCAAGACUGCCUGUGACAUUUUUAACAUCCGUGGGAGACACAGUAUUCAGUUGCCUGAGAUCUACAGCUCUGAGGAAAGCUGGGACCCUACUAAUUACAGGCUAGUGCACGACUCCCAGCCCAUGGACCUGGCUAAAGCUCUUGCAAGCAUUCAUGCCAAGGAUGUAAUUCCCAUGAAGCUGAAAUUCAGGCAGAAUCUUCAAAGUUUGAAGUCCAGUCGUGUUACCAUUCUGGUUAAACUUCACUGUGAGACUAACCAGGAAGUGCAUUACCUUCCUGGGGAGCACAUCGGGAUUUUUCCAGGCAACCAGGCAGAGUUAGUCCAUGGCAUUAUUGCACGAGUCAAGGAUGCCCCUCCAGCUGACCAGACUAUCAGGCUUGAAACCUGCAUUGAUGGUGGAUACUGGACAAGUCAUAAAAAGGUUCCAGCCUGCACACUACCUGAGGCUUUGACAUACUUGCUUGAUAUCACUACUCCACCCUCCCAACAACUGCUAAAAAAACUCUCCCAGCUGGUGACAGCAGAAGGAGACAAACAGAGGCUGGAAGUGUUGUGUCAGGUGAAAGAAUACAAUAAAUGGAAGUUUUACAACAGCCCGAACAUCCUGGAGGUCCUGGAGGAAUUCCCCUCUGCUGAGAUCUCCACAGCUUUCCUGCUGACUCAGCUGCCAUUUCUGAAGCCCAGGUACUAUUCUGUCAGCUCAUCCUGUGACAUGACAGCCAGAGAGAUUCAUCUGACAGUUGCAGUUGUAAACUACAGGACAAGAGAUGGAAAAGGGCCUUUGCACCAUGGAGUCUGCAGCACGUGGCUGAACACAAUAGAGCUCAAUGAAACCGUUCCCUGCUUCAUCCGCAGUGCUAAUGACUUCCACCUGCCGGAGGAGCCCGCCAGGCCCUGCAUUCUGAUCGGCUCGGGCACCGGGAUCGCUCCCUUCAGGAGCUUCUGGCUGCAGCGCCUCUAUGACCUGGAGCACAGAGGGCUCAGGGGAGGGGACAUGACGCUGCUCUUCGGCUGCCGGCAGCCAGACCUGGAUCACAUCUACAGAGAGGAAACUGAGGAAAUGAAGAGGAAGGGAGUCCUGAGAGAUGUCUACACAGCUUAUUCCAGACUGCCUGGCCAAGACAAAGUCUAUGUGCAGGACAUCCUGCAGAGGCAGCUGGAGGCCCGCGUGUGCGAGGUGCUGCAGGUGCAGCAGGGCCACAUCUACGUGUGCGGGGACGUGCGCAUGGCGCGGGACGUGGCGCGGGCGCUGCGGGCGCUGCUCGCCCGGGGCCUGCGCCUCAGCCAGCAGCAGGCAAACGAGUACUUCCAGCAGCUCAAGAGCCAAAAGCGAUACCAUGAAGAUAUAUUUGGGGCUGUGUUCCCACAUGAAGUCAAAAGAGCUUUGCAACCCAGCAGCUGA